Molecule: messenger RNA, 993 nt
Organism: Enterobius vermicularis (human pinworm)
Lineage: Eukaryota; Metazoa; Nematoda; Chromadorea; Rhabditida; Oxyuridae
Source: the annotation of a GenBank genome assembly
AUGCAGAACUUCUUUGCAGACAAGAACAGAAGAAUUCUUAAAACAAAACAAGAUAAACAUUUUGACUACAUUGCCAAGACAAAACCGGCACCGAUAUUUUACUGCAUAUUUUUGAAUAAACUUGCUUCGUAUCAGUACUGUAGGCACAAAUUUUUGCCUUGCACUUUUCAAUUCGUCAGCAAUAAUAAUAGUGAAAUAAAUAAGGAUCAUGGAGAUAUGUAUUCCAUUGGAGAUAUUGCCGAAUUUAACAGACCGAGUAUGGCCAGCAAUUUGGGAAAAAAAAGAAGUCAAAAUGAUGUUUUAAAGUUUAAAAUUGAUAAGCAAAUCCAUCUUAAUACCAAAGACUUGAAAAGUAUCAUUAUCAGCAGCAAUAGCAAAAAAAUCUGCAAUAACAAUAGCGAUAAAUAUGGCCCUUAUUUUUCCUCAUUAAUCUCAAAAUCAAAAAAUGUCUACAUACAUUCACAUUUAUCAUAUAAGUGCACUCUUCGUGCAGUUGUAAACUUGUGUCAUUUGGGAAACAACGUAAAACUUGUAAACUUUAUAACUACAUCAAUAGAAACUGAAAGGAAGGAGGCUGACGGGAAGGCGAACGGAGUGGCGAGAAAGAAGAGGAGAAAAUACCACACGAAAAAAAAUGGCGUUGAGGACUACAAUGCCGACUUAGCGAGAUUAGUUUGUCAUCAAAAUUUUAUGAUAAGAAAACAAACCGUGAGAAGGAAAUUGGCUGAUGCAAAAAAACGCGGUGGAGCACGAGCAUUCGGACCGCUUCGACAUGGCGGUGAGGGGUAUUUUUAUCCUGAAAUGAAGCGUUACAACAGCUUUGGAUCACCCUACUAUUUAUACCAACAACCAAAACGUGGUGGUGGACGAGCAUUUGCAUCGUAUUACAAGCCCUCAAAUUUUGGUGAAGGAAGGUCAGCUACUUAUGUUGUAUUGCAGCAAAUGCUAACAAAAAUUGUGUGCUACUUUUAUUGCAAAACUCCACAUGUUUGA